Messenger RNA from Lates calcarifer (barramundi perch), 1103 nucleotides. Its product is annotated as adenosine receptor A2b-like. Bases 210 to 1103 code for a protein of 297 amino acids. The transcript has 4 exons. Gene Ontology annotation, molecular function: G protein-coupled adenosine receptor activity. Gene Ontology annotation, cellular component: membrane. The record is from RefSeq and is a predicted model, not a curated record. Gene Ontology annotation, biological process: G protein-coupled adenosine receptor signaling pathway; adenylate cyclase-activating adrenergic receptor signaling pathway. NCBI's taxonomy places the organism in Eukaryota, Metazoa, Chordata, Actinopteri, Centropomidae.
GUUUGGUCUGGUCACUGCCAGUCAUGACACCCUAGUGGAUGCAGCUAUCAUGACAGGUGGUGUGGUGGGGUGUCAUUUAGUUCUUUAGCACCCUCUACUUGGGUUGGCUUAUUAUUUAACAGGUUAUUUACUAUGUAGCUCAAAGACUGGAAUUUUUUACAACCUAUACCUUUUGUUUAGGUGACCGUGGAAUCUGUCUCCCUCUCGUCAUGAAUGUAACUCCUAAUAGCUGUACGGCAGAGAUGCCGUAUGGAUACCAACCCCGUCUUAAAGGGCUGUACAUUGCCAUGGAGCUCAUUAUUGCCAUGCUGGCCCUCAUUGGAAACUUCUUGGUUUGCCUGGCUGUUAUUCGCAACAAGAAGCUUCGCACUGUCACCAACUACUUUCUGCUAUCAUUGGCAGUGGCAGACAUCCUGGUGGGCCUGGUGGCCAUUCCCUGUGCAGUGCUGACAGACCUGGGUCAACCUCGCCAUAACCUUCCCCUCUGCCUAGUGCUGCUCAGCAUCCUGAUGGUACUCACUCAGAGCUCCAUCUUAAGCCUGCUAGCAGUGGCUGCAGAACGCUACAUGGCCAUCCUUCUGCCCUUCCAGUACCAGCGCAUGAUGAGCCCCAGGAACGCCCAGUUGGCCCUGCUGGUCACCUGGGGCCUUGGGGCCAUCUCUGGUUCUGUGCCACUCAUGGAUUGGCAAAGACAACCAGCAGACUCUGACUACUGUAUCUUUACCUGUGUGGUGGACAUGAGCUACAUGGUUUACUUCAACUUCUUCUGCUGCCUCUUGGUACCUCUGGUGGCCAUGUUCAUCAUCUACGGCCGCAUCUUCCUCACCGUUCGCCGCCAAGUCAGGCGCAUUGCUGUGGCCAGGGGAACCGCAAAGAGCAUGAGAGCUCCUGGCUGUGGGAGCAGUGGGACUGGGACAGAGGACACUGGGAGUUCGGGUGUAGGAGGAAGCAUAGAAGAGGAAACAGACCUGGGUACAGGAAAAGGAACGAGCAGACAACCCAAGGAAAAGUUUGGCAGUGGGUCCCUUAUUGAAACUGAGACCACCGCUGUUUUUACAAAGCCACAAGUUCAAGAUCGCCUCAGCUAUAUCUACAAGCAUUAG